GGCCUCGCCGAAUAUUCUGGGCAAAUGAUACAACCUAUCUUUAGAAAACCGCUUCCGCUUUCGCGAUAUGCCUGAGGGACCGACCUCAUUCAUUCUUGAGAUAAAGUGAAAACGAUUGAUUGUACUACAAUGCAGACACUCACUCCUCAUGUUUACUGGGCUCAGCGACACGGAGAAAUCUACCUGCGAGUGGAGUUGAGCGAUGCUCAGAAUCUCACCAUCAGAGUUGAAGAGAACACCCUCACCUUCAGGGGCCAGGGGCAUGGAGCCAAAGGAGAGAAUGAUUACGAGUUCAGCCUGGAGUUCCUGAAACCUGUAAAGCCAGAGGUGUCCCACAGAUCCACCCAGAGGCAGGUGAACAUCACAGUGAGGAAGCAGGAGCACGACUGGUGGGACCGCCUGACCAUGCAGGAGCGCAAGCCGCUUUUCCUCGCGCCCGACUUCGACCGCUGGUUGGACGAGUCGGACGCCGAGCUAGAGCUGAGGGAGAAGGAAGAAAAACUCAACAGAAUUAGCGUUGAGUCAAGGACUCGCAAAGACCCCUACUUGGGCCUGAAAAAGGGUUACCUUUUCAUGUACAACCUGGUUCAGUUCCUGGGGUUCUCCUGGAUCUUUGUCAACAUGACCGUACGUCUUUUCAUCUUGGGACAAGAUUCCUUUUAUGAUACCUUCCACACCAUCGCUGACAUGAUGUUCUUCUGCCAGCUCCUGGCCGUGUUGGAGGUGAUGAACCCAGCCGUGGGGCUGGUCAAGACUGGCAUUGUUCCUCCCAUGAUUCAGGUGUUUGGGAGGAACUUCAUCCUCUUUAUCAUUUUGGGGUCUCUGGAUGACAUGCAGAACAAGCCCGUGGUGUUCUUCGUCUUCUACCUGUGGAGCUCCAUUGAGAUUGUCAGGUAUCCGUUCUACAUGCUGGCGUGCAUUGACACCAAGUGGAAGCUACUCACCUGGCUCCGAUACACCAUCUGGAUCCCUUUGUAUCCACUGGGGGUGAUCGCAGAGGCGGUGGCCGUUAUCCAGUCCAUGCCCAUCUUUGAUGAGACCAAGCUGCUGAGUAUCCCACUGCCCAAAGGCCUGGGCUCCAGGCUGAGCUUCUCCUACGUUCUGCACCUCUACCUGGUGCUCAUGUUCUUAGGACUCUUCCUCAACUUCCGCCACUUGUACAAGCAGAGGAGAAAGCAGCUGCGCACCAAGAAGAGGAAACCGUACUGAGCGCUCCAGACAUAAAGAGCUCCAACACUGUACUUCCAUCAUCCAUCCACCUCUCCUUCCUCCCUCCCCAUUCCGUCCAUUAUGACAUCACCUGCACGCCCCCCACCCCACAUCUCUCUCUGAGGGACCAGUACUCUAAACGUACCUCGCUACCCAGCCCAAAACAAACCAACAGAAGUGCAUUAUGAUUGGUUUUAAUCCAGAUACAGUCCUCUUAAGCUUCAAAACCUAUUCACUUCCAACACAAACCACACACACACAAAAACACAGUGGAAAUGAGGACCGAAAAAAACGCCCAAAACAUCACAUACUUGAACAGGAGGAUAAGCCUGGCACAGGAAAUGUACACCUGAACAGUGUGGUGUGUGAGAACCUCAGCUGGCGGGGAGGGGUUGGUCAGAGAUGAGAACCGGAGCGGUCAUAUUUACUUCUCCUACUGUCCAGCGAGCCGACCCACCGAGAAGAGGAGAGCUGGAACCUCAGGGAAAGUGGCAGUGAAGGAGUUUGCAGAAAGCCCACUCUGAAGCGAUGUUUUGUUUAUUUACCAUAACAGAUGUUUGAUGUGUCUUGAUGUUGCUGAAGAACAUAAUGCUAAUAAUAGCUUGGUUUCAAAUAAAUAUUUAAAGCAA
This is a messenger RNA of Alosa sapidissima (American shad), 1838 nucleotides long. It is a transcript of the gene hacd3, whose product is annotated as 3-hydroxyacyl-CoA dehydratase 3. The transcript is spliced from 11 exons. Gene Ontology annotation, molecular function: 3-hydroxyacyl-CoA dehydratase activity. The record is from RefSeq and is a predicted model, not a curated record. Gene Ontology annotation, cellular component: endoplasmic reticulum membrane. The coding region runs from base 130 to 1209 and encodes 359 amino acids. Lineage: Eukaryota; Metazoa; Chordata; Actinopteri; Clupeiformes; Clupeidae. Gene Ontology annotation, biological process: fatty acid elongation; sphingolipid biosynthetic process; very long-chain fatty acid biosynthetic process.